Molecule: messenger RNA, 2328 nt
Organism: Phalaenopsis equestris
Lineage: Eukaryota; Viridiplantae; Streptophyta; Magnoliopsida; Asparagales; Orchidaceae
Product: signal recognition particle subunit SRP68
Exons: 14
Coding region: 341-2137 (598 amino acids)
Biological process (GO): SRP-dependent cotranslational protein targeting to membrane
Cellular component (GO): signal recognition particle, endoplasmic reticulum targeting
Molecular function (GO): signal recognition particle binding; endoplasmic reticulum signal sequence receptor activity; 7S RNA binding
Source: RefSeq, a predicted model, not a curated record
UUCAACUCCUACACCAAUACACCAAUACCCUAACAGGCAACAAGCUGGGUGGGGGACGGCAUCGGCACAGCCGACGGCGUGUGGAGAAGAGGAUUUCAUAAGGGGAGCUCGUGGAAAGCAGGUAUCAACGAGACCAGCGGCGUGUGAAGGAGAAGAUAUGUUCUUGAAGGGAACCUGCUGGCGGUAGAGACGCCGCGGAUUUAAGUUGAAUCCGUUGAAUUCAGUGAUUUAACAGAUCCGGGAUUUGAGGUAUAACGAGGGAGAAACGGGAUUUAAGAUUCUGCAGGAGUUAAGUCCUCCAUUGGCGAUCUGAUUGACUGCCAAGAGAUUUGAUCGGACAAUGGCUAGAGGAAACGAGGUCUCGCCGAUGGAGGUCGACGAGGGAAAACCAGCAGCGAACAAUCCUAAGUUCUCGAUCAAUGUGCUGCAACUUCUGAAAUCCGCUCAGAUGCAGCACGGUUUGAGGCAUCGGGACUACACCCGCUAUCGGAGAUAUUGCACUGCACGGCUGAGAAGGCUAUACAAAUCAUUGAAGUUCACACAUGGUCGUGGAAAAUAUGUAAAGAAAGCUAUUACUGAGUCCACCAUCACAGAAGUGAGGUUUCUUCAUAUACUACUCUAUAUGGCAGAAAGGGCAUGGAGCCAUGCAAUGGAAAAGAGGCAUUUGCCUGAUGGACCAAAUUCACGACAACGCAUUUACUUGCUCGGUAAACUAAGGAAGGCAGUAAAGUGGGCUGUACUGUUUUCACAAUUGUGUUCCGCAAAAGGAGAUUCUAGAACAUCUUUAGAAGCUGAGGCAUAUGCUUCGUAUAUGAAAGGAACACUAUUGUUUGAACAGGAUCAAAAUUGGAAAAUUGCAUUGAUGAAUUUCAGAAAAGCCAGGGAUGUAUAUGAGGAACUUGGGAAAUAUGGCAGCAUAGAAAAUCAGAUUUUGUGUCGUGAGCGAGUUGAAGAGUUGGAGCCAAGUAUUAGGUACUGUCUGCACAAAGUUGGUGAAUCAGACUUACAGACGUCUGAACUAAUGGAUAUUGGGGAUGUUGAGGGGCCUGCUUUGGACCUUUUUAAAGCUAAAUUAGAGGCUGUUAUGGCUGAAGCAAGAUCCCAGCAGGCAGCUUCUAUGACAGAGUUUUACUGGCUCGGGCAUAGGUUUCCUAUCAAUAAUGCAAAGACCCGCGUCUCCAUAUUGAAAGCUCAGGAACUGGAGAAAGAAUUACAUGGUCCAGCAGCAGAUACUCUUCCAGCGGAAAAGAAAUUAUCCAUGUUUGAUAAAAUUUUUUCUGCAUACCAUGAAGCAAGAGCUUGCAUUCGGAGUGACUUGGCUUCUGCAGGGAAUGCAGACAAUGUAAAAAUUGAUUUGAAUGGCCUUGAUAAGGCUGUUAGUGCUUCUUUGGGGCAGCGCACCAUAGAGCGCAACCAAGUACUGAUUUCUAUUGCAAAAGCCAAGUUUACAAAGCAGAAAGAUGAGAAAGGGGAGAAAAUCACAAAACCAGAGGAGCUUGUUCGGCUUUAUGAUCUUCAAAUGCAGAAUUCAACCGAUUUAUAUGAUUUGGUAAGCUCUCAAAGAAAUAUGAACCACGAAGAAGAGUUAUUUGUGAAGGAUUAUGAACUCAAGGGUUUGGCUUUCCGGGCGGAAAGGUGCUUUUACCUGGCGAAGUCUUACAGUUUUGCUGGCAAAAGGGCUGAAGCCUAUGCCUUAUUUCGACAUGCUCGAAAUCUUGCAGAUGAGGUUCUAAAGAAACUACAAAUGGCAAUUAAUCCUGAUCAGGCCCUAAUCAAGGAUCUUAAGACAUUGUCUGAGAGCUGUAGAUCGAACAGCUGCAUCGAGCAUGCAACAGCGAUCAUGGAGGACGAAAAAAUCACAAAAAAGCUUUCCAAAGAUGUCUCAACUAUAUCAUUAACAGGACCAGAGAAGAAGGAAGAGAAGUUUCUCCUUGAAAAGCUUGAUGUCUAUGAAUCGGCAAUCGGCGAGCCAAGCACGAAGUCUGGUCCUUGGAUUGAGAGAUUUCCUCCUCCAUUCCAAGCAGUUCCUUGUAAUCCUAUUGUCCUUGAUAUUGCCUAUAGUUCUAUUGAAUUCCCAUCUUUGGAGAACAGGAUGAAGAAAGAUAAGAAAGGCAUCUUCAGCAGGUUGUGGGGAUGAGAAUGGAGGUUUUUUAUACAAUUUAAAUUUCUCUAGAAAUGUAUGUUGAUUCCUUUGCUUCAUUCUGAGAAAAAAGAGUGAUUUUUUUCGUUUAUUGAUUUGUUUUUUUAGCUAUUUGGAUUGUGAGACGAGCUCCAUUUUGUUUUGUUGUACAAUGAGAUCUAAAUGUCUGAGAGGCUCAUUUCAUCAAA